This is a messenger RNA of Symphalangus syndactylus (siamang), 1977 nucleotides long. RefSeq names its product thymosin beta-4-like. Lineage: Eukaryota; Metazoa; Chordata; Mammalia; Primates; Hylobatidae. Gene Ontology annotation, molecular function: actin monomer binding. Gene Ontology annotation, biological process: actin filament organization; regulation of cell migration. Gene Ontology annotation, cellular component: cytoplasm. The record is from RefSeq and is a predicted model, not a curated record.
CUGGAAUAAAGCGUGAGCCACCACGCCCGGCCCUUUUUUACAGUUUUAUUGAGGUAAAAUUUAUAUAUGCCUUUUGAUAUUGUCCCACAGGUCCCUGAGGCUUUGCUUAUUGAUUUUUCAAUCUAUAAUGUGUUUCUCAGAUUAGAUGCUAUUUAUUAUCUAUCUUCAAGUUUAUCAACUCUUCCUCUGUCAUCUGCAAUUUGCUGUUGAGCCCAUCCAGUGAAUUUUUGAGUAUGCUAUUUUUUAGAUCUAAAAUUUUUAUUUAGGUUUUUUAAAAAUAAUGUCUAACUAGGUGGUGGCCACUGCACAAACUAGAUUCUGCUCACUCUGGGCCUCACUCCACUUCCUCUGUGACAGAUCAUAUGACACAUGAUAUGUCAAGACAUAUCAUGUCUGACAAACCUGAUAUGGCUGAGAUCAAGAAAUUUGAUGUCAAAAAUAGAAGAAGACAAUUGCAAGAGAAAAAUCCACUGCCUUCAGAAGAAACAAUAGAACAGAAGCAGGCAGACAAAUCUUAUGGACGCAUGUGCCGCCAAUAUGCACUGUACAUUCAACGAGAAUUGCCUUCUUAUUUUACUUAUUUUAGCUGUUUAAUUUUGUAAGAGGCAAAGAUGUUGGAUCAACUUUUAAAGGACUUUGCUGCCCUUUUCACAUCCAACAAUAGAAAACUGCCGACGAUGAAGGCCACACCUGCCUCUCCCAUCUGCAUGUCUGGCUGUCAAGGAAGAAAAAUAACUUGCAUGUUGGUGAAGGAAGAAGAAGAGUAGGAAGACAGGUAAAUCUAGAGUAAAACCAAGCUGCCCCAAGGUGUCCUGCAGGCUCUCAAAUGCAGUUUAAAUGAGGUUUAAUUAGAGUGCCAUUUUUCUUGUUCAAAUGAUUUUAAUUAUUAGAAUGCACAAAGUUUAUUUAAAAAUAAACAGUUUUACGCUGGACGUGGUGGUUCAUGCCUAUAAUCCUAACACUUUGAGAGGCUGAAACGGGUGGAUCACUUAAGGUCAGGAGUUUGAGACCAGCCUGGCCAUCAUGGUGAAACCUCGCCUCCACUAAAAAUACAAAAAUUAGCUGGGCAUGGUGGCUCGCACCUGUAAUCCCAGCUAUUCAGGCGGCUGAGGCAGGAGAAUCACUUGAACCCGAGAGGCAGAGGUUGCAGUGAGCUGAGAUGACACUACUGCACUCCACCCUGGGCAACAGAGUGAGACUCUGUCCCAAUAAAAACCAACAAAAAAAUAAAAAUAAGAAAACAGUUUUAAACCCUUUAAACAUUUUUCUAUUUUUCUGCUGAGAACUUUUCAUUCACUUCCAAGUUGUUUACCUUUAUUUCAUGGAGCACAGUUAUACUAGCUGCUUUAAAGUUGUUGACAAUUCCAUCGUCUGGGGCAUCUCAAGGUUAGCACCUGUUGAUUAUCUUUUCCCUUGAAAAAUGGUCACAUUUUUCUAAUUCAUUGUUUGUCAAUUUUAGAUUCAUCCCGGGCAUGUUGACUUUAUUUUUAAUUUUUAGUUUUAUUAUUUUUUAUUUUUUUGAGACAGGGUCUUACUCUGUCACCCAGGCUGGAGUGCAGUGGCGCAAUCUCGGCUCACUGCAACCUCCACCUCCCAGGUUCAAGCGAUUCUCAUGCUUCAGCCUCCCAAGUAGCUGGGAUUACAGGUGCCUGCCACCACGCCCUGCUAAUUUUUGUAUUUUUAGUAGAGAUGGGGUUUGGCCAUGUUGGUCAGGCUGGUCUCAAACUCCUGAGCUCAUGUGACCUGCCCACCUCGGCCUCCCAAACUGCUGGGAUUACAGGCAGGAGCCACCGCGUCCAGCCCAAAAUAAUACUUUUUAAAGUAGUUUUUUCCCUCUUCUAUCCUUCUAGUGACAGAGUACAGGGUUUCUGGCUUCAGGGACCUCAUACUUUAAAGGUGAAGGAGAAAAGAAUGAUAACUUAUAAUAUUUCUAUAGGGCAAUAUUUUAAUGUUUUGAAGUGUGUGUUCAUAUUUUAA